AUGUCCGAGCUAGUUUUCCUCCGUUUGCCCCGUCAAGACGACGACUCGGUGUCCAAUAUGCCUCCACAAUCUCGCAGUGCAUAUAUCCACUACAUCCUCCCGGCUGAACAGACGGCGAUCGAGAGAGAAGGUUUAAACCCUCAGGACAUUUCAAAACAGCGACGCUACAUUGGCGUUCUUGGCGGCUUCCUCAUCGAACCUGUCAACGAGACGGCGCGUAUUUGUCUUUCAACUGAGAUCGAGAGCUGCCUAGGAUCGUUUGAGCGACUUGUGGAGCUUGGGCAGUUCUACUACAUCCACUGUGUUCGGCGUUUCAAAUCCGCCGCUGACCUCACACCUAGGAUGUCAUCUCGCCCCUCGUUAGAUAGCCUUGCGGAAGAGAUCACACCCCAUCUCGUCACCACCCUGCAAAAUCACUCGGAAGCAAAACGACUUGCACUCUUCCGUGACGGGUUUCAGUGCAUACUGACCGGGAAAUUUGAUCUCGGGAUGUGGUGCAAGUACCCGAGCAAAUUUCCGUUAGGCGCUGCGAGUCGGCUUGCCCCCACGCAUUGUACACAUAUUAUACCUGAACCCGUCAAUAAAUUGACGCCUUUCGCUAAUCCAGAGGCGAAGUUGGCGACAGGCUUCUCGUCGAUCUUGGAACGCUUUGGUUAUCCUGACGCGUGGAGUGAAUUGAACGGGCACAAAUGUCACCGGCUGAGCAAUGCCUUGACCCUCUCUGGAGAGGCUCAUAUGCUGAUGGACCGCUUAUGCCUUUGGUUUGAGAGCACUGGCGAGGGGAAUGGGUGGCCCGCUCAAAUAACGUUCAAAGUUCGCGACGAUCUCGGGAUUCCAGGGAUCCUGCCUCCUAAGGAGGGCAGCAUGGACUUGCCUCAUCCGGACUUCCUUGCACUCCACGCAACUUGUUGCAAAGUCGCGCACCUGGCGGGUGCGGCCGAGACUCUCGAGGACUCGGCGUUGCAUCGUGGUCUUGCACAGGACGGCAGUUCGGCGGAUAUGCUCUUUGAAGAACUGUACAGUCUCGUCGAUCCCAUGUAA
Epithele typhae is the source of this 1041-nucleotide messenger RNA. RefSeq lists its product as uncharacterized. The record is from RefSeq and is a predicted model, not a curated record. Bases 1 to 1041 code for a protein of 346 amino acids. Lineage: Eukaryota; Fungi; Basidiomycota; Agaricomycetes; Polyporales; Epitheliaceae. The transcript is spliced from 5 exons.